Humulus lupulus (European hop) is the source of this 1288-nucleotide messenger RNA. Its product is annotated as fasciclin-like arabinogalactan protein 12. The transcript has a single exon. Lineage: Eukaryota; Viridiplantae; Streptophyta; Magnoliopsida; Rosales; Cannabaceae. The coding region runs from base 155 to 1078 and encodes 307 amino acids. The record is from RefSeq and is a predicted model, not a curated record.
ACUACAAUUUCUUUUCCUGCCUCUUUGCCCUCUAUAUAUGAGCCCAACUAUCAAGUCAUCAAAAAUAAAACCACAUUCUUAAUUAACCAACUUCUAUAAAUAUAAAUAUAAAUAUAUAUAUAUACCAAUCUUAUUACGUACAGUAGUCGAAAACAUGAUGCUGAUGAAACAAGCUCUGAUCUACUUCUCAUUUCUGCUCCUCUGCUUCUACGACUGCGAUGGAGCAACACUGGCUCACUCUCCAGCCCAAGCUCCAUCAAAACACGUAGCUGAAGUCCCAGCAAAAGCUCAGACCUUAACCCCAACUAAAGCGCCAACAGCACUGCCAGUGUCAGCGGUCGAGCCACCCUCUCAAGUACCACUCGUCCAAGCGCCACCCCACAAAGCCCUUUUCACCCCUACAGACGUUACCAAAAUCCUUGAAAAAGCCGGUAUCUUCAGUGUCUUCAUCCGCCUGCUUAAGAGUACCUCUGUAAGCAUCCAGAUCGAAAAUCAGCUCAAUGUAUCCAACACCUUGACCAUUUUCGCACCAACAAAUGGCGCCUUUGCAGCUCUCAAACCUGGUACACUCAACACCCUCUCCACGGAAGACAAAGUCCAGCUAGUCCAAUACCACAUUCUUCCCUCCGUAGUUUCGCUCCAAAACUUUCAGACUCUCAGCAACCCUGUACGGACACAAGCUAGCAAUACCAAUGACUACCCUCUAAACGUAAUUGUCGAAGGGAGCAUUGUUAACAUAUCUACUGGAAUUGUUAACACCACGAUUUCUGGUACUGUUUAUGAGGAUAAUCAGCUUGCUAUUUACAAGGUCGACAAGGUGUUGCUUCCACUGGGGAUUUUCGCUCCCAAACCGAAGACGAAGCAGCUGGCACCUACGCCGACACCAGCGAAGCCUUCCAAAAGCGCUAAUUUAUCUUCAUCUUCGUCUUCGACUUCGUCUUCCCUUCCUUCCGAAGAAUCUCUCAGCCCGAAUGUGGCGGAAGGGGACAAGUCUAAGGCUCUUGCUCAGACCAAUAAUGGUGUUAUACACAUUGGAGUUGUUAUGGUUACCCUAAUCUCUAUGUGGGGUUACUUUUAGUUUUAUCUCCAUUCUGAAGUUAUGUUGUGUCCAUGUUUGAGCCAUAGUUUCAAGGCUCUUAACAAAUGCGUUUUAUUUUUUAUUUUUAAAUGAAAGAGAGAGAGGAGCUUUCCUUGGUUUAGAAAACAUGUUAAUUUUGUAAGUUUAAAUUCAUGAUUUAAUUUUUAACGUUAUGUAUUUCCUUAUAGAGAAACCAUUUUCAGCUAGAAA